Molecule: messenger RNA, 371 nt
Organism: Salvelinus sp. IW2-2015
Lineage: Eukaryota; Metazoa; Chordata; Actinopteri; Salmoniformes; Salmonidae
Product: proteasome subunit alpha type-4-like
Source: RefSeq, a predicted model, not a curated record
UGCAGUGUCCAUGUUGAAGCAGGAUUUCAAAGAGGGUGAGAUGUCGCUGUCCUCUGCCCUGGCGUUGGCCGUCAAAGUCCUGAACAAGACCAUGGACGUCAGCAAGCUCUCGGCGGAGAAAGUGGAAAUAGCCACCCUGACGCGAGAAGACGGAAAGACCAAGAUCAAGGUGCUGAAACAGAAAGAGGUGGAGGAGCUGAUCAAACGACACGAGGCUGAAGAGGCCAAGGCCGAGAAGGACAAGAAAGACAAAGAACAGAAGGAGAAGGACAAAUAAACACGUAUUUAGAAUUCAUACUUUCCUAAAAAUCCCGUAAUGUGUUACGMGCUUGUUUGUCUUUUUCUUUAUUAAAACAUUGAAACCAAAUGUG